GGCUGCCGCUGCUGGUCCACCGGGGAGAGCGCAGGAGCCGCGCAUCCGAGAGCCGCCGUGGGGCCCGGUCGGCCGUGCAGGCCAUUGCCAUGAGUGGGAAGUCACUGCUGCUGAAGGUGAUUCUCCUGGGUGAUGGUGGUGUGGGGAAGAGCUCCCUCAUGAACCGCUACGUCACCAACAAGUUUGACUCUCAGGCAUUCCACACCAUUGGGGUGGAGUUCCUCAACCGGGACCUGGAAGUGGACGGGCGCUUCGUGACCCUCCAGAUUUGGGACACGGCAGGCCAGGAGCGUUUCAAGAGCCUGCGGACCCCUUUUUACAGAGGGGCGGACUGCUGCCUGUUGACCUUCAGUGUUGAUGACCGCCAGAGCUUUGAGAAUCUGGGCCACUGGCAGAAGGAGUUUGUCUGUUACGCCAACGUGAAGGAUCCAGACCAUUUCCCUUUCGUUGUGCUGGGCAACAAGGUGGACAAGAUAGAGAGGCUGGUGACCACCGAUGAAGCCCAAGCCUGGUGUUUAGAAAAUGGAAGUUACCCCUACCUGGAGACCAGUGCCAAGGACGACACGAACGUGGCCAUGGCCUUUGAGGAAGCUGUUCGACAGGUGUUGGCUGUGGAGGAGCAGUUGGAGCACUGCAUGCUGGGCCACACCAUUGACCUUCACUCCAACUCCAAGUCAGGGUCUUCGUGCUGUUGAGAGCAACAGAGACCAGAGCCUUGAACCAGGCGUCACGCAGUAGAGGCUCUGGAGGAGGCCCUUAGAAUGUAGCCAGCAAGGGGCAGGCAGGUUGCCCUGGGACCGCUGGAGGUAGCCAUUCCUCUUCCUUAGCAUAACUGAUGCGUUGGGCUCGAUGCCAAACCGAAUAGAAUUAUAGUUUGUAGUAUGGGCUAGAGCUGCCAGUGAGAAGACAAGUGUGCGGCAAGCACUCUAGACAUUCCACAAAGUAUUUUAUGAACUGGAAAAUUAUAUUCUGCCACCCUUCAGGGUGUUCUAAGGUGGCAGGGGGGAGCCCAGCAAGAGAGAGAAAGAAGAAUCUGAGCCUUGAACCAUUCUGAUGGUGCAGAGCAAAGGAGUGACAACCCCACAAUUUGGCUUUGUGAUAUGGGGCCAAAUAGGAGCAAAAGAUUCGAGAGAGGGAGGGCUGUUAGAGGGGAGGCUUAGGGCCUAUGCGUAUAUGUGUGUGCAUAUGUACACCCAAGAGACAGUGCUUGGGGGUAUAGUUGCAGUUUGACACCUGACAGGGCAGUAGUGGGGUAGUGUUGCCUAAAGCAGACAAUAGACACUCCUACUCUUUUGUCUCCCACCCCACCUUGCCCUUUAUCACUUGUGCUCUCUGUUGUGCUAUGGGAGGCACCAUCCUCUUCCAGUCUCCCUGAAGCACUUUGGGAAGAGAAUGGCUGUAGUGAGCAACCCUCAGUGGCCCCCAUUGCACACUGGAUCAUUGAAGAGGGAACGGUGAGUGUGCAUGUGGCAGCCUCUGGGUAUCACUCCUUGCCCUGUUUGUGGAGGAGAUGAGAUGCCUGCGCAUCUCCCUUGCCUGGAUGUGCUGCUUAUCUACCCAGAGCUUGGGGCAGCCCUACAUGGAGCCUCUGCUUCCCCUCUCAGAAAGGACGGCCAGAUUUUCCUGGCAAGGAAUUGAAUUCCCAAUGUGGAUCUUUAUGGCUGUCCCUAUGCCGAUUUCCCAGGGUCCUCCUUUCUCUGAUAGGAAUAGAAUGGUCAGGGGUGCUUUAAAGGUUCUUCAGCAGCUGGAUUUCUUAGUGGUGUUUGAAACAGACUCCAUGUCUUCUCCAGUUUAGGCUGGGAGUUUACUUUCUUUCCAAACAUGGAGAACUAACUAAUUUCCCUAGAGGAUAAAGAGUUGAGGCAAUUAAAACUUUUUUCAUGACCAGCUUCCUUUCUGACAUUGGUUUGGUCUUAGGUAGGCUAUGAUGAGAGGGGGAUGCUCCAGUCACUUGCUGUGAUCUUAGUCUGGGGGCAACUCUCAAGUGGUUUUGAAAGUGGGUGGGGUUUAGACAGAACGUUCCAGAGGGGUAGAAGUGUUAGUCUACUAUAGCAAAAUAAAACAGAAGUCUAGAGGCACCUUUCAGAUCAACAUGCUGGAAUAAAUGUUGUUAGUAUUCCAGGUGCCAUUGCUCUCUUGUUUUAUAUAGGAAAUGAGUUACAGCCCAUGAAUUGGUUUCAGUUCACUUGCGUUAGCUGCAUUUCCCCCACAGCCAUAAAUUACAGCUAAUGCAGUGGAGCAGAAAUGCAGCAACUGUCCUGGGGAGAGUUAACCUGCCAAGACCCCACAACAGCUGUGAGGGUCGCAGCCAUGGAGGGGCUCCCUUCUUGCCAUACUCUGCUAAGCAGCAGGUGCAUUUGCUUGGUAACUGUUAACUUGAUGUCCUUUCUGCUUUACUCUGCACUAUUCAUGCCAUAAAUCAGCCAUUAAAAAUGCUAAAUGAUAGGCGUGUGCCCUCUGCAGGAAUUCCUGGAAACUGUAUCCCAUCCUUGCAUGGAAGAAUUUGCUUGUAGGUGCAAAGCUAUUGCAAUUUUUGCUUGAAAGAGGUGAGACCAGAGAACCUUUCCUGCUGCAAAUAAAUGGGAAUUUUGCAUAUGUGAAUACCCCUCUCCGACCCCGGAGGGUGCUGACUGCUUGUCCUUUGUUUUCUUUGCUCUUAGUAAUUGGUUCCCCACGUUCAGUGCUUUGACAUUCCCAGUUGCAAUUGGGAGCUCAAAAGGACAAGUUUCUGAAGGGGUCCGGGUGAGGGCAAAACCUCUUUCUUGCAGACCUUGUUGGUACUAUUUGAUGCAUGCAACCUCAGGGCUGUGACUAGUGAUGUUUCCCGCUAAAGAAGGGAGGUGAAAGGAGGUGAUUGCUAUGGGGCUACCCUGGGUACCAGGGACAAUGCACAUUAUGAAUUGUCCAGAGAGCUUUUAUGCAAAUGUAACUGUGUGCAUUAAUACUCUGUUAAGUCAGAAGCAUAUGUUUUGGCACUUUCAACUACUAGAUGUUUCCUUUUAUGUUCAGAUCCAAUACUUUGUUGGGCCUGUGUGUUUUUUACUUUCUUUUUUUUUAAAAAAAACCUGUCGUUUUUAGUACUUAAUAGCUUAUUUCAGAGAGCAACCAAUGUCUGCUGGGAAACAAAGAGAUAUUUGGCCAGGCCUCAUUCCCAACUGCUUGCUUCCCUGUCCAGACAUUCUCUUCCUCUCUCUCAGACUCUCCCAGGGUGCUCCAGCACUUUAGAGGGGCCAGGAAUAUAAAGAGACAAGACUGAGACUUGCUGAAGCUAAUAAAAUGUGAAUGUAUUUAAGGGAA
Molecule: messenger RNA, 3297 nt
Organism: Eublepharis macularius
Lineage: Eukaryota; Metazoa; Chordata; Lepidosauria; Squamata; Eublepharidae
Gene: RAB9B
Product: RAB9B, member RAS oncogene family
Exons: 2
Coding region: 90-695 (201 amino acids)
Biological process (GO): retrograde transport, endosome to Golgi
Cellular component (GO): late endosome; lysosome; phagocytic vesicle
Molecular function (GO): GTP binding; GTPase activity
Source: RefSeq, a predicted model, not a curated record